CCCUACGUCAUCUCAGUUUGAGCAUAAAAACAUCGAGGUGGGCGUUGUGAAGAGUUUUGUGCUUUCUUUGCUUAUCUUCGGAAACUUUCAAAAAUGGUGCAGCAACUGUCCAAAUCAGGAGCGAGGGAUAGUCCUCUGCUGAAGGCUGGACACCCCCCGGCAGUGAAGGCUGGAGGUAAACGGGUGGCCAAAAAAAGCUUGGAUGAGAGUGGCACCCAUGGGGCCCAGGAAAAGGACACCAAGAGGUCUGAUAAAGUGAGGUCCGUGGCCACCUCCAACAGGAUGCAACAAGUCAACAUUCUCCUGUCAGGAACUCUUGACAAGCUGAGCCAUGACUUCCCUGAGACGCCAGUGAGCGUGAGGCACAGCAAAGUGCGGCCUGCCGUGGAGAAGCCCCACUUGUCCCGAAGCUUUUUCAUCCAGCAGCCGAGGAAGCAGUGAACAACACAUGUUGAAGAAGAAGAAAAAAAAAAACAGAGGGAAUUUUGUUAAGUCAACUGUGAAAGACAAACAUGAAGUGUUGGACACAGGGGGAGGGGGACUGAUAGGUUGUCUGUGAAGUGUCGGUGUUGACGGAGAGAAAGCUUUCAUCAAACUCUUGUAUUUACUUUCUAGAAAGAGAAAGUUCUUUUUGUCCAGGCUGUGCGUCUUUGUGAGAAUUCUAUAAACCAGCAUCUAACGCCCCUUUUCUAAUGUCGUAAGAAAAGUGCUGUAGUUGUGUUUACCAGCUGAUGAAAAACAGAUGGAUUCUGGGUAUGUUAAUGGUGACGGGUUGGGGGUUGUAAAUCAUGUUUUUGAGACAGUUUUUUCCAGCGAAAUCUUUACUAUGUAAUGCUUGGCACUUAGUAGAUUUAAUAAAAAAAUAUAUCGCAUGGUA
Messenger RNA from Notolabrus celidotus (New Zealand spotty), 877 nucleotides. It is a transcript of the gene dapl1b.1, whose product is annotated as death associated protein 1b. The record is from RefSeq and is a predicted model, not a curated record. Lineage: Eukaryota; Metazoa; Chordata; Actinopteri; Labriformes; Labridae. Gene Ontology annotation, molecular function: death domain binding. The transcript is spliced from 4 exons. Gene Ontology annotation, biological process: negative regulation of autophagy; apoptotic signaling pathway; cellular response to amino acid starvation. The coding region runs from base 94 to 441 and encodes 115 amino acids.